AUGAGAAAGCUCCUUCUGCCGAGAGGAGGCACCAUCUUGCCAUGUCGCUCGUCGAGCCCCGCGUUGGCAGCUCGAUGCCAGCUUCACACCUUCGCCACCACGGCGAAGCCAGGCCAAGCCCGUCGGCAGCUUGCGCCAUGGCGACCGACUUCAAUUCGACGGCUGCGAUUGAGCACGACGACGUCGAGAUGGGAUGCCGGCGAGGAAGAGACGGGCACCUACAGCGAGGCCGACCACGAGCACGCCGUCAUUUCCACCUUUGACCUCUUCUCUGUCGGCAUCGGCCCGUCGUCCUCCCACACCGUUGGGCCGAUGCGGGCAGGAAACAUCUUCAUCGCCGACCUCGUCGAGGCCGACCUCCUGCGCAGGGUUCACCGCCUUCGCGUCUCGAUAUACGGCAGCCUGGCCCUCACCGGCGAGGGCCACAUGACGCCCUCGGCCCUGUUGCUGGGGCUCGAGAGCGCCGAUGUCGGCACCGUCGACACCACGCACGUGCCGGAGCGAUUCGCCGAAAUCAAAAACACCAAGAAGCUGUUCCUCGGCCGCGCGCUUGCCCGAGGCGCGGGAAGGGAAAUCGACUUUGAUUAUGGCCGCGACUUCAUUUGGGAAUGGGGUCGGAAGCUGCCCCUCCACAGCAACGGCAUGCGAUUCACCGUCUUCGACGCCGACGGCUACGUCCUCGCCACCAACGACCUCUUCAGCGUCGGCGGCGGCUUCGUCGUCAACGGCGCCCUCUCCAUCAACCCGGACGUUCAAGAAUCGAGCUCGGUGACGAUCAAGGACGACGCCGCGGCCGCCCACCCGGCCGACUUGGCCGAAAACAUGUACUACAAGGAAAUCCGCCGGUCCGACGCCGCCGGCGGUCGCAAGACCGGUGCCGAAGUGAAGCUCCUCGACGACGCUUCCGCCACGCCCGCUCCUCCACCCCCUGCCGCCGCCGCUCUCGGUUCCGGCGCCGAUUCGGGCGACGUGUCGGCGACGGAGGGCGGAGACGACGCGGCGGUCGAUGCCGAGGCGGCGUCCGACUCGGCCCCGAGCCAGAAACCCCGGUACCCGUUUCACAACGCCAGCAGCCUCCUGUCGCUGUGCAACAAGCACAACCUCACGAUAGCCCAGCUGGUGUACGAGAACGAGAAGAGCCACGGCUACACGGACGAGGAGAUUUACCAGAAGCUUGGGCGCAUAUGGCAGGUCAUGGACGACAGCAUUCUCGAAAGCGUCCAGGCACCCGAAGACUCCAUCCUCCCAGGCUCGCUCAAGCUGCACCGACGAGCGCCGGCGUUGUAUAAGCGACUCACGCGCGGACUCUACGCCUCGCGCACCCGAGAUGCGACCCCCGCGUCGUCGCCGUUCUUUCCCAAGACGAAAGCCGAAGGGGGCUCUCUGCCGCAAUCUUCGUCGACGACGACGCUGGCUCGGAUGCAGGGCGCGCCGGGCGCCAUCAGCAGGCGGCAGCACGCGCGCGUGCACGGCGCGCUCGACCAUCCAAUCGCACCCUCGCCGACGCGUCGGACGACGUUUCCGGCCAUGGACUACCUCACCGUCUACGCCAUGGCCGUCAACGAGACGAACGCGGCGGGUGGGCGCAUCGUCACGGCGCCGACCAACGGCGCGGCCGGCAUCAUCCCCGCCGUGCUCAAGUACACGAUCGAGUUCCUCAGCGACGACCCUGAGCGCGACAUACCCACCUUUCUGCUGACGGCGGCGGCCAUCGGCAUGCUGUACAAGCGCGGCGCGACCAUCUCGGCGGCCGAGGGCGGAUGCAUGGCCGAGGUCGGCGUCGCCUGCUCGAUGGCGGCCGGCGCCUUUGCCGCCUGCAUGGGUGCCAGCCCGGAGACGAUUGAGCAGGCAGCCGAGAUUGGUAUCGAGCACAACCUCGGCCUCACCUGCGACCCGGUAGGGGGGCUCGUGCAGGCGCCCUGCAUCGAACGGAACGCGCUCGGCGCCAUCAAGGCCAUCUCGAGCGCCAACCUCGCCCUCAGCAGCGUGACGGGGACGCAGAAGAUUCGGCUCGACGACGCGAUCCGCGCCAUGCGCGUGACGGCCAAGGGGAUGCGCAACGAGUUUAAGGAGACGAGCCUCAGCGGACUGGCGACCUCGGUGCCGUUUCUCAACAUCCCCGUCAGCGUUCCCGAUUGCUGA
Molecule: messenger RNA, 2142 nt
Organism: Drechmeria coniospora
Lineage: Eukaryota; Fungi; Ascomycota; Sordariomycetes; Hypocreales; Ophiocordycipitaceae
Exons: 1
Coding region: 1-2142 (713 amino acids)
Biological process (GO): gluconeogenesis
Molecular function (GO): L-serine ammonia-lyase activity; 4 iron, 4 sulfur cluster binding
Source: RefSeq, a predicted model, not a curated record